CAAUUAUUGUCCAAUAUUGAAGAGGAGUUUGAAUAUAUUGCUACUGCUAUUGCCUCUUUUUUAGAUUUAUGAUUAUGCUAUUUUUUAUUUUAAUAUUCUUUUGACGUAAUAAUAACAUCCAUUUUUAUUUUUUUAUAUUGUUAUUUUCAUUAAUACUCUACUAUGCCAUUUAAUUCUAGCCAAAAUAUUUCCUUAGAAGAUCGUUUACUUCAAUUAGAAGCUAUAAAGAAGGAUGACUUGCCUGAAUUCCCAGACGAUCAACCUGAUUUACCUUCUGAUUAUGAAUAUGUGCCCAAUGAAGAAGAAGAAGAGGAAGAAGAAAUAAUAGAAAUGGAUGAAAGCGAACUUUUACGGACUUUAGAGCAACAAGAAAGUGCUUUAUCUAUUGCUCAAAGACUAUUUUACAAUGAAUUAAAUACAACCGAGUCACAAAAGAAGGAUCAUGAAUGGAAUCUAAAGUAUUUGACUUCUAAAGCGGUCGAAGAAUUAUACGCAAAAGGUUGGACAGAAGUAAAAGGAUUCAUGGAUCUAUCUAUAUUAAAAGGUGCUCAUGAAGAAGCAGACAGGUUGAAAGAUCAAAAUAAAUUUAUAUCUGCAAAAGACUACAAAAGUGAUCAUGAUGACCCUUACAGAGAUAUGAAUGCUCGUGACGAUGCCAUCUUAUGGUUAGAUCCUCGAAAUAACUGUUGUACGAACAAAGAUGGACUUGGUGUAGAAAAGAUCCCUAUUCAUUUUAGAAAAAUCUUGGAAUUUGUGCAAGAUGCUUUAGUGCAAGACCUUAAAAAUAUGAUUCGUUUAAAUAAUAAGAUCGAAUAUCAGUUAUCUUAUUUCCAUCCAAAUGGUGCUCAUUAUGAACGACACCGUGAUGCCUUCCCUAUUGAUGAUCCUAAUGAUACAGAACAAAGAAGAAUUUCUGUAAUCAUGUAUUUAAAUCCUAAUUGGUCUACUGGAGAUGGAGGUGAAGUUAAAAUCUUUAGUCGACCUGAUGAACAUGGUUUACUUGAGGUAGCUGAUCGUACUAUGAAACCACUUUUAGGAAACAUGUUGAUAUUUUUAAGUGGUGUGAUUGAUUAUGAAAUUUUAGCUACUAAAAAGCCUGCCUAUAUAUUAACUACUUGGAUAAAAUAAUAGUAGUAUAGACCCUUUUUUUUUAAUGAUGACAAUAAUAAAGAAGAAUAUAUAACAUAUAUAUGUGAAUAUAUUAUAUAUAAUUAUAUAACACACAGAUGUGGAUAUAUUAUAUAUAAUUAUAUAACAUACAUAUGUGAAUAUAUUAUAUAUAAUUAUAUAAUACAUCAGGGAUGAAAUGGUAUACAAAAAAAAAAUACAAAGGUAGUAUUUAAACUAAAGCUAAUUCUAAUGUCCAAGUUCUUCGUGCCCAUAAACGAAUUUUUUGUUCUUCUAUUUCGACCGUAUUACCGUCCCACCAACAUUUUCGCUAGGUAAAUAAUAUGUGGGGAGGGGAAAAAGAAAAAAAAAAUUAGAAUCAU
Cokeromyces recurvatus is the source of this 1490-nucleotide messenger RNA. RefSeq lists its product as uncharacterized. The record is from RefSeq and is a predicted model, not a curated record. Gene Ontology annotation, biological process: cellular response to hypoxia. The transcript has 3 exons. The coding region runs from base 163 to 1128 and encodes 321 amino acids. Gene Ontology annotation, molecular function: peptidyl-proline dioxygenase activity; ferrous iron binding. Lineage: Eukaryota; Fungi; Mucoromycota; Mucoromycetes; Mucorales; Mucoraceae.